Messenger RNA from Diaporthe citri, 396 nucleotides. RefSeq lists its product as uncharacterized. The record is from RefSeq and is a predicted model, not a curated record. NCBI's taxonomy places the organism in Eukaryota, Fungi, Ascomycota, Sordariomycetes, Diaporthales, Diaporthaceae. The transcript has 4 exons. The coding region runs from base 1 to 396 and encodes 131 amino acids.
AUGACCAAGCGCGAAGUCAGCCAUCCCGACUUUGAGUGCUCGACCCCUGGCUGUGGGGACGCUCGAACCACGCUCACCGCCGUCGAGGAGGAAGCAGAGCUACAGCGUGCCAGAGACCACGCCAAGCGGUUUCUGAGGGAGUCGCACGAGAACUGCCUUUCGCUCUGCAUUCUUCCAUUCUUGGAUGAGUCCAUGCCAGCAAUUGAGAGUCCCCCUGAACUCCCUAUCAUUGGCUUCCAGCCGGUGAACAAGCCAAAUCCUUCCGGCCUGCACGGAAAGUCGAGACCCUGGUCCAAGAAACGGGGUCAGCAGUGGACUCGUGAAGAAGAGGUGGCCCUGUGGAAGCUGCGGCGACAGGGAAUGCAGUUUAACCACAUCGCGGCAAAAACGAAUUGA